This is a messenger RNA of Morus notabilis, 872 nucleotides long. RefSeq lists its product as uncharacterized. The coding region runs from base 120 to 671 and encodes 183 amino acids. NCBI's taxonomy places the organism in Eukaryota, Viridiplantae, Streptophyta, Magnoliopsida, Rosales, Moraceae. Gene Ontology annotation, cellular component: membrane. The transcript is spliced from 9 exons. Gene Ontology annotation, biological process: response to oxidative stress; mitochondrial respiratory chain complex I assembly. The record is from RefSeq and is a predicted model, not a curated record.
AUCCCCCGUCUCCGUCCUACAGCCCGCUGUUGGAACCUGCAAGAAAGGAGAACAGAAUAUGAUGGCAAAGAGAUCAGAUUAGCCGUGAAAAUCCAUUUGAAUCUGCGUUGGGAAGAAAAAUGUCGAAGCUUUUCUCUAGAAUUGCUAGGUUCUUCGGCAAUAGAACUCCCAUGGGAGUUGACAAAGCCGGGAAUCGAUACUUCGCCAGAAAAGAAGAGAUCGACGGCGUCAUGAAAGAGAAAAGAUGGGUGGUAUUUAAGGGAGAAGACGAUCCAACUUCUAUUCCAGUUGAAUGGAUAUGUUGGCUAAAUGGACAGCGCAAAAAAGCUCCAAUGCCAGAGGAAAUAGAAGAGUUGGAAGCAAGGCGUGAGCGUGUGCGUCAGAAUGUUGCUUUUCUAAAGAAAGAAGAAGAGGAAAAGAAGCUAAAAGAAGGCAGUGCACGCAAAGGCACCAGCAUAGGUAAAGUUGCAGGUCCGGACUUGAGAAGUUUUAUUCGGCAAUUUCCUGGUUCUUCCCAAGGUGACAAGGUUGAGGAAGAAACUGACACUGCAGAAGGAGCGAGGCACCAUACCAAGAGAGAAGCUGAAAAGGCAAGACUAGUCCCAGAGUCUUCAGAGCCAAUGGGAUCCGGUGAAACGUACCGGCCAGGGACAUGGCAGCCGCCGACAUGAACUGCGUGGUCAGGCUUUACUCUUUAGCCCCAGAAGGCCAGCUAAGUUUGCUGCUGACAAUACCUUGGCUAGUGAAGCACAUUCUUCUUGUUCUUAGCCAAACGGAAAUACAACAUUGAGUUUAGAAUUAUUAUUAUUAUUUUUUUAAUUUUAUAAUGAAAAUAGAGCACAUUCUUUAUCUCAGAUAUGAAUUGAAUUGUU